CGUUUAAGAGACAAAUUUAUUUGGCUUAGGCUAGCUUUGACCGAAAUCAUCCGUUUUCUCCUACAUUAAUCCGAUUAAAACUUGCAUCCAGAUGGAGGUUCGUAAAAAGAAGGUGGCAGCCGCAGGACGGGUGAUAAUGGACGUCAUCCAGGCUGAGUGGGAGCCACUGUCUCACUGGGAGCUUGAUCAGCGACUAGACCGCGCAGUGGAAGAAAUGAUAGAGGCUGACCUGGUGGCCCAGGUUCAGGAGCAGUCAGCCUCUGUGACCAUGCAAGCCUCUCAACAGGAGGAUUCAACACCUCUAGAUCAGGCGCAAACAGAGACUCCUCCUCGGCUGUCAGAGUCUGUUUGCGCAUUGCAACGUUCACAUGUUACUGAAGCCAUGGAGGCAAAUCCUGCCGUACAGUAUGUAACACAUUUUCUGCAAAGUUCCAACAAGAGCUACAGCAAAAACCGAUUGUCUGGAAGAGCUCGACUGUCCCUGUCUCACACUGUCCUCCUGUCCCUCACCCUCCUGUCCAAACGCAUCAGCUAUCGCAGUGUGUCCUCUAGUUUCCACCUAGAGAAGGGAAAUAUUCACAGGAUCUUCUUUUCUUUCUGUGAUCAAGUGAUUGCACAAAAGGAUCGGCUCAUUCAGUGGCCUACAGGACAGGAGGCCCUACAGCAUCUGCUUCCUUUCUCCAGCUGGCUGAGUCGCAAUGAUGGUCUGGAAGAGAGAGGUCUUCCUCAAGUCCUCGGGGUGCUGGGUGACACACGCAUCCCCAUCCGCCUUCCCGCUGGCAAACCGGACAGCGAGAGUGAGGCUCCGGAAGCCAAGAGACUUAAGAACGAACCACAUCCAGAUUCAUGGCUGAACUUGGAAUUGGUCUGCAAUGACAAGGGCCGCUUCAUUUACUGCCACAUCAGCAAAGGCUCAGAAAAAGGCAGAGGAAGUGCUUUAGCUGAAAGGCUUCAGCAACACCCCGAGAUGGUGCCUCCAGGGACCUGCCUGAUAGCCGGAGUUGGAUACCCGCUCACAGAACAAAUACUUACUCCUUUUUCAACAGGUCGAAACCCACAGGAAAACCUCUACAACAGAUCUAUGGGAACCCAUUUAGGCCGAUUCAACCAGGUUGUGGCGGACCUUAAAGAGCGAUUCCAGAAAUUGAGAUAUUUGGAUAUGGGGAACUACGAUAGGGCAAAAGCUGUGGUUCUGACUGCUUGUAUAUUACACAAUGUUUUUCUGGACAUGGGGGAUGUGACAAAGGGACUGGUAGAUAAAAGCACAGCUGAAGAUGUGGAGGAGGUAAACGAAGAUGCUGCUGGGGUGAAAAUGAGGGAGACUGUAGUGAAUCUUCUUUAUAGUGCAUUGGAAUCGAGAACACAAUAAGAGUUUGACCUUAUUGUCAAAAUGUGCAUAUUUAAAGGGAUAGUUCAUCCA
Rhinichthys klamathensis goyatoka is the source of this 1420-nucleotide messenger RNA. RefSeq lists its product as uncharacterized. The record is from RefSeq and is a predicted model, not a curated record. The transcript is spliced from 3 exons. Lineage: Eukaryota; Metazoa; Chordata; Actinopteri; Cypriniformes; Leuciscidae. The coding region runs from base 92 to 1369 and encodes 425 amino acids.